AUGCAUGGUGUUUAUGGGAAGUUCAAGCAGCAGCGCGACUCCCUCCAAGCCGAGAUCAGUCGUCGCGGCACAGAGAUAGCCUCCCUGCGCUCCGACGGCGAGGGGCUGCAUUUGCAGAUCGAGGCGCUGACCUCGGACGUGUCCGCCGGCAAAGAGCUGCUGGAGAGGAAGAGGGUGAAGAAGAGGAGGUGGAAGACUCUCCAAAUGCAGCAGCAGCAGCAGUGCGAUUUCCUGCGUUCCUCCCUGGAGGAGAGGGAGAGGAUGAUUUCGGAGCUAGCUGCCAGACUGGAACCACUGGAGGUGGAUGUGACCGUACUCAUGGCUGACAGGGGGAGACGAAGCAGCGGCCUGGGCGACGAUGGGGAGGACAUCUCCGUCUCGUCAGACCAGGGUGGCGAUAUCGACGUCAUGGCUGAGCAGCAGUCCUGGGAUGAAGUUGCAUCGCUCAUCCUGGAGCUGUCGGCCAGGUUGGAGCAGCAGCAGCGGGCAGUGGAGGCGGCUCGUAGGGAGUACGAAACAGCCCGGGCGUCCUUUUACGAAUCGCCCACGGAGGAAAGCCGGAAGACAGUGCUGUUGGGCAUUGAGGCUGUCCUGGCCAAGCUCCGAGUUGAGAGGGCUGAGACGGAGGCGGACCUCAGCCGGCUCCGAGACCGCCAGGUGACCAUUCAGGGCCGGAUUGCGGCGUACGAGAAUGCGGCCUUCAAGAGGAGGAUGAGGGCGCUGGAGAGGAGGACCGGCAAGGGUCUCCUCGACCAGCAGUCCGCCGCCUCCACGGUGGCCCAGAACCGGGCAGCUAGGCUGGAGAUGGACUACAUCAAGACUGAGGCGGAGAUGAGAGACCUGGCGGACAAGCUGAAGAAGACCAUCGAGUACAAGGUUGAGUUGGAGCGGCAGGUGGCCCAGUACAAGAACAUGGUGGGCUUCCUGCAGGCGGAGGUGUCCUCGCUGAGCAGGGAGAGGGACGCCCUCAAGGCCAAUCUGCAGGAGGUGGACGGCAAGAUUGAGCGGCUCACCUCGGAUGUGGCGGAGGCGCAAUCCGCUGUCGGCGUCACCAGCAAGAGAUUGGAGGCCAAGUAUGAGGCUGAGAAGCGGGAGGCACUCGCCCAGGCUAUGGAUCGACAGAAGCAGCUGGAGACGAAAGUGGCGGUGUGUGAGGCCAGGAUUAAGGAGUUGGACACGGUGUGCAACUUUGCUACUGAGGCCUUACGUCGCUUCCUAGCCGCCCACCUGCAACAACUGGAGCUAUCCCUGCCGCCCAGCUUCCUUUGGCACAUCAACCGACCGCCGCCGUUACAAUUCGCACUGCUGGCCUGCAGCGGAAAGGCGGCGGCGGCGGCGGCCGACGGCGGUGGGCAUGGCCGCGGCGGCAGCGCCGGUAGCAUCGGCAGCAGCCUUUCCGCUGUCGGCGGCGGCCCGCCGCCGCCGCCGUCAAUGUCGGUGGCGCUCGGAAAAGUGCGCUACAUCACAAACUUUGAUUUUGAAUGCGAUACAGUUCUGGGCUUCAUGGCGAGCUGUUGGUCGUUCGACGUAACGCUCGUGACCAUCAGCCAGAUCUACGUGGACAAACUGCAGGCGGAUCUAAGAGCGGAGGAUGGUUUGCUUGGCGGUGUUGCAGGACCUCGGCACAGCCUCGAGUCCGUGAUGUACGAGUUUUUCACCGUACGGUACGGCUGCCGUCAGGCUUCGGAGUUGCACCUGGGUGCCUUCCUGGCAGCCGUACGGAAGUACCGCAUCCAACACGCCAAGGUCCGUACCUUCGCCCGGCUGAUUGGCCUUCCCGAGCCUCCCCCGUCCACCCCCACCUCUAUCGUGAUGGAGGCUGAGGACCCACUGAACCAUGGGCCACUGCCUCCCCCCGCUGUGGAGUUCUACCUGUCACUGCUCAACCGGGUUCACGCCCGCGCGGGCCCACUGAUCGCUGAGGCGGCGGAGGGCUUUUCCCUGGUCAAGUCGAAGGUGCUGUCACGCAUGGCCCGGGAGUUCCUGAGGGGGUCGUACAGCACCACACGGGAUGACGUGGCGGCGACCUCGGACUACAUACGGCAUAUGGCUCUCAACGACGACGAGAAGGCCAUUGAUUUGGAGCUGGCGCUGGAGGUCAUGUUGCGAUCAUUCGUACUGCAGUACAACGACGACCUGGAGUUGUUGUGCGCCACCUUCCGCUCGUCCUUCGAAGUGGGAGCAGCCGCCUCCUCUGCUGCCGCCGGCAGCGGCAACAACCAGACCUCCUCCAUGUCGACGGCAACGUCUCCGCCCGCAGUCCGUCGUCUGGUGACGCCAGACGACCUGACGAUGUUCCUUAGACAGGUCAACGCGGAGAAGGCGGCGGCGCUGCCGCCGCAGCGCGUGGUUGCGCUGUAUGUGGAGGCGUGUCGUGCAGCCGGGCCGUACAGUGAAAACCUCGGACGGGAAAUUUGCCGGGCGGUGCUGAACAGCGGGUUUGUGGGUAUCUCGACCCACGUGACUCGCCACGAGCCCAUGCGCGCCCUGCCGCCGUACGACGAGUUUGAGCUUCUGGAGGAGAGUUGGCGGCUGAUGCGUGUGGCGGUGGAGCAGCAAGUGGCCGUGAUCAAGUCGCACUCCGAGAUUAAAUGCGAUGUGCUGUCGUACAUUGACCUAGCUCGGCGAGUGGACGAGCUCAUUGGGGGCCGUGAAGCUGCUCUUCCCGCCUGGACGACCUACCGCCGCCUCAUGACCACCUACUGCGGAUUGAGGGAGGCGGUGGACGCAGUUCUGCCCUUCGACCCGCCCAUCAAUACAUCACGUCGGGGCGCAAGGCCAGGACACGGCGGGUCGGGAACGGCCGACGGGACCGCGGACGGGGAGAGGAGUACUGGACAUGGAGGCGGUGGGGAGGGCGGUGGCGGUGGCGGUGGAGGAGAGGAAGGGGGUGACCAUCAGAGCGGCGACGAGGGGGCCGAGGCCUCUGGGGGAGGUUCGUCCAGGGACAUCUCGCCGCUGGCCCGCCGUGGCCGCAGCCUGCGCAACAUCAGCCACAAGAGCAUGGGCGCCGCUCUCAGUCGGAGCAGCUCCUCGGGUGACCUGGUGCCCGGGGGACCGGGAGGCGGAGGGGAGGGGGGGGGGGCACAGACCGGGGAGGUGCGGCGAGUGGGCAAGCUGCUGUUGCCGCGAGGCGCAACCAUGAACCACGAGGGAGGCCCCACCACCACCACCACCACCACCAUUACCAGCUCAGUCAGCGGUCCGGUUCGCGGCCCUUCUCAUGGACAGUCGCGAAACCUGCUGCCACUCAGCGCCCGGACACCUGGCCCGGAUGGCGAUGGCGGCGGCGACAGCUCCGGGCCCGAGCAGCUGAACGCCUCCCUCAUAAAGCUGCAGUUCAACAGCGGGGGGAAGAAGCCCCGAGGCUAGAUGCUAACAGCGUGAGGUGGUGUGUCUGUUCGUUCAUAACGGUAUGACUUCACACACGACGUAGUCCUCCUGUUUCGCGCUUGGUGGAGGUGGUUGGGUUGGGUUGGGGACGGAAGGUGGGUGCAGUGUUGUAUGCGGAAGGGAAGGCGGAUGGGGGGGAAAGGUGGGAGAGUUG
Messenger RNA from Volvox carteri f. nagariensis, 3547 nucleotides. RefSeq lists its product as uncharacterized. The record is from RefSeq and is a predicted model, not a curated record. Lineage: Eukaryota; Viridiplantae; Chlorophyta; Chlorophyceae; Chlamydomonadales; Volvocaceae. The transcript is spliced from 21 exons. The coding region runs from base 1 to 3372 and encodes 1123 amino acids.